This is a messenger RNA of Bursaphelenchus xylophilus (pine wood nematode), 1207 nucleotides long. The record is from the annotation of a GenBank genome assembly. Lineage: Eukaryota; Metazoa; Nematoda; Chromadorea; Rhabditida; Aphelenchoididae.
AUGAAAGGGUCGUAUCAGAAGAGAUUCUUUAAGAUUUUAUCGGAAAAAGUGAGAAUUUAUCGAAAUUUUUUGUUAUACUUGAUGGAAGUUUCUGAUUUUGGUAUUUUCAGUUGGCCGAAAGGGACAUAUACUCGGAUAAUGUUUUCUAUUGCCUAGCUAAUGCCAUGCAACAUACGUCGGAUACGUUUUACAGAUUUUAUAACAGUAAGAAGUUGAGGAAUCCAAUAAUAAUUGAGGAGAGGAAUCAAGCGAUUAGUCAAGGAACUACCGGCCUCAGCACUUGGAGUGUGAGCUUUUUGCUUUUUAUUUGAGUUUUAGGGAAUAUUCAGAACUUUGAGAGAAAUAUCAACGAUAUCGACCCAUUUGAACAGAAAUUUUUACAUUACUUUAGGUAGUGUAAUAUAAUUUGACAUAGAAUUUGAGCCUAAAUUUAUUUUUCAGGCCGCAUAUCUCCUCUCAAAUUACCUGCUACAACUUCAAAACGAUCUUCAAGCCUCUGCGGAUUCGAAUCGCGAAUUUCGAAUCCUCGAGCUGGGCGCAGGCUGCGGAUUGGCCGGAAUUGCCGUAGCCUCUCAUUUCCCAAAUAUUCGGCUCACAACGACAGAUUGUGAUGAAAACGUUCUCCAGCAGCUGAAAGCGAACGUCAAAAAUAAUUUUGGCGAAGAAAAUUUUAUCCACGAGGUCAGAGAAUUGGAUUGGCUAAAAACUAGCGAAAAUGAUGUAAUAAAUGAAAAAUUCGGUAUGAUCAUAGCUGCUGGUGAGUUUUAGAACUUCUUGAAUCUAAUUUUACCUAUGGUUCUGUAUAUUUUGCUUUAUUUUAGAUGUUAUUUACGACCCGGAGCUCCUCGAAGCCUUUUUGAAUACCGUAACCUUGGUCCUGCGACGAAAUAGUGAAGCAAAAGCCAUAUUAGCCUUCAAGGAACGAAAUCCAGACACUUUUAAAUUAUUCAUGGACACUUUAGGUACGUUUCUAAUUUUAUGUAAAUUUUUUGGACAUCCCAAAAAAAUUUGAAUAAUUAAUUUUGUUUCAGCAAGAUCGAAGCUGGAGGUGACUAUGAAAGCCAGAACAAGUUCGACAGAUCCAUUCGAGACCAAGAUCUUAACAGGAAAUGGGGAAAGGGUCAUGGAUAAUAUACUGCCUCCGGACGAAUUGCUCAAUAAUUUCUGGAUCUUCGAAAUGAGGCUAAAGGAAGAAAAUAGAAGCUGA